Messenger RNA from Ceraceosorus bombacis, 609 nucleotides. The record is from the annotation of a GenBank genome assembly. Lineage: Eukaryota; Fungi; Basidiomycota; Exobasidiomycetes; Ceraceosorales; Ceraceosoraceae.
AUGGCCAUCAUUGCCGUCAUGACCUUGAUAAUGAUAAGGAUCGUUAGAGUUGUUGUCAUUGCCGUCGUCAUUGUGACCGUCAACAUGGUCGUCAUCACCAUUAUUUGGGUCAUCAGCGUGGUGGUUGUCGUGGAGGUUGUCAUCAGGAGCGUUGGGGUGAUCGUCACUAUCGUUGUUAUCGUUGUUAUCGUCGCUUUCGUCGGUCCCCUCGUCUUGCGCACGCCAAAAGAUGAACCCUUGGACCAAAAACAACCUCUUGAGGCGAUCGCGCGUCUGUGCGAUGAGGGAGGCGACUCCAGACUCCCACACAAGGCCCUCAAGAAGCUGCCAAUUCUGGACGUCUUCAGCAGCACGGGACACAGCAUUGGAAAGGUACAUGAGCAAGUUCCAAUCCUUUGCAUAGUCUGGCGAGUACUUGGGGACCCCUUCAUGGGCAGUGAGAUUGGCCAAGAAGUGGUAGUCAACAAGGACUUUGUCACUGCUCCUCAGCGUGAUCAAAUAGGAGCGUGUUGUACUACAGAGAUCCACCAUGAAGCGCUGUGCCCGUCCUGCUUCCCUUUGCCAGCGCACAUUCCUCUCAUGUCCGCAGGCAAAGAUGUCAGUGCCUAG